Cylindrotheca closterium is the source of this 2010-nucleotide messenger RNA. NCBI's taxonomy places the organism in Eukaryota, Bacillariophyta, Bacillariophyceae, Bacillariales, Bacillariaceae. The record is from the annotation of a GenBank genome assembly.
AUGAUUGUAGAUAGGAGAGGAGUGGGUGCACAGAUGGUAGCUCGAUAUCCAACUCAGCCAUCCCCCGUUCCAGUGGAUCCAAUAGAUCAGGACAAUCACCAUGGACAUGAGGAUCAAUCUGCUGACGAUCUUUUCUUUUCUCUCACUUCUUCUCAAAUGGCGAAGCUAUUUCGAGCAAAGAAGAGCCUCUGUGGACAACCGGUGACUCUUACUGUGAAUGGCACAGUAUUCUGCUGGCGUGCGGUCUUGAUGGAUGCUGAUGAUGAGGAGGACGACGAAGAAUCAUCGACUACGGAAUCCACAAAUGAACUGAUACUGUUUAGUGUGAUUGUUGCUCUCCUAUUACCAGUGAGCCACACUUCUGUUCCAUUUACUUGGCAUGAAGGAACUUUUGAGGAUCAUCUUGAUCUUCAUCAGUUUCUGAAGGAAGCAACCGCUUCCGAAACCAAAAGGGGAUCAAGUGGUGAUAUUCGAGAAGAGGUUCGAAGUACAUCAAGUGCUUCCUUAUCAAUACGCCGCGUUCAUAUUUCACUCGCUCGACUAUGCCGUGUGCUGGAACGUGAGGAAAAGAGAUGCCAUUACGUAUCUGAGCAAGCCAAUGUGUUUCUAAAGAUUCGAAGCGAGCAACAAAAGAAGUGGGAGCUACAAAAAGUUGUUGCUAAUUCUUCCAUUUCGACGCAACAGGGAUCCAAUAAUCCAGCAAGUGCAUCCUCAUCAGUUAUAUCUAGCAGUACAACUCAAACUGGAAGACCAAGAAGGUCACGACAUUCCAGGCAACAAUCAAUAGGAGACGAGAUUCUUCUACAUUCAAAAUCGACGCCAACCAUGAAGGAAGAGCAAGGAAAUGAGCAAGAUAUACUGGAGCUCAUGUUAGCAGCAUUUCAGCAUGGAACUGAUUAUCUGGUUGAUGACAGUUCUCGUCAGCACAAUGGAAAUCUGGUUCGAGAACUCGUUCAGGUGUUUCAUUCGUUAUCGCGGAAUGACUACGAGUAUCCCCCAACUGCAGCUGCGCUGCUUUGUGAACGAGAUGGUGUAGUUCAUAUCAAUUCGCACAUUGCUGUUCCCAUUGAAGCUGCUUCGAUACGAACCUCACAAAGCUCGCUUCGGCCUUACUUUACGUUGCUGUUCCCCCAUGCAUCCCCUUCUGAAUUAUUGCGAACCUUUCAAUCCUCGGGAUCCGCUGCCCCACAACGCCUACAGCAGCUAUUGAAAACUGUGAAUCCACAAAAGUCGCUAUCCGAAAUUGCUGUAGAUGCAAAUUUACCGCUUUACACAACCAUGGAAAUUGCUUCGUACUUGGUGGCUCAUGGAGCCUGUGUGCCUUCCCCGAUUGUCUCUAGAAAGUCGCGGUUGAAUUGUUUGCACGUGGAAAAGAUUCCCCAACUCGCAUUGGAAUUCUCGCAAACGUUUUCCAAUGUCAAUUUUUUUCGUUUGCUGGGGUUCUUGACCUCCUCCCAGACGUUGGGAGAAGCCAUGGAACAAAUGACCGAUCUUGGCGAUGAUCAAGCGGCAUGGUUGCGUGAAUGCUGGCCACCUUUCAAGUCCAUUCUAGAAACGACCAAUGCUACAAAUGUUGCCAUGACUUAUACACCUGAUAACCAGGCAAGGCAGUCCAGUGGUGGGCCAAAUCAACAACAGCAACCCAAACGACCCAGGCAUCGAUGGGUGGACGAACUUGAAGAGUUUCUCUAUGCAAUGACGGUUUGGUUGCUCUCCCAUCGUGUCUUGACACUGACCCAAGAGUAUUUGGUGUUGGAUGGGUCUGUAUUGGCUGGAGAGCCACCACCAAUCCCACCCAAGAAUCGUAGCAUGACUGACACCGACGAGCAAUUCUUUCAAGAAUUGACCAAGUUGGACUUUUUGAAUGGUGAUAUCUCGAUCAUGGCCUUGUCGUGGCGACUGGGUUUGGACCAAAAGAAGGUCCGUUCAUGGGGUUAUCGUUACCAUAAGGUUCGUGUGAUGUCUCGAAUUCCUGCGCCUGGCGAUGAUUGGGAAUUGGAGCUUUCAUAG